This is a messenger RNA of Symbiodinium necroappetens, 439 nucleotides long. NCBI's taxonomy places the organism in Eukaryota, Dinophyceae, Suessiales, Symbiodiniaceae. The record is from the annotation of a GenBank genome assembly.
GCUUAAUCUCAUGCCCUGGACGAAGCUCAUGUUCGUGGUGUUUACUAUCUACUCCUCCUGGGCGCUUUUGAGCGUGAUGACGGGUGUGGUCAGCGACCACAUCCAAUAUGUGCGCGAGGUGCAAGAGUCGGAGGACGAAGUUGCCCACGACGUUCGCCAGGGCAAUCUGGUGAGGACUCUAUCUCAGAUCUUCGCAGCCGCCGACCCGGAUGGAUCUGGGAGACUGCGGCGCGAGCUGUACAUGGAGAUCCUGAACUCCCCCUUCCAAGUGCGACGGCUUCAGCAGACUGUGAAGCUGCACCUGGAAGACAUCAAGCAGAUUUUCGAUUUGCUCGACCUGGAUGGAAACGGCACCGUGGACUUUGAGGAGUUCUGCGAAAGCCUGGACUGGAUCAGCAAGGCCGUGACCGGCCGACGGCUUCUGAAGGUUGAGCUGGGC